AUGGAUAUCUAUGGUUUCUGGUUAGCAAUGAUUAUUACGCAAACAAUUAUUUGUGUAACGUUAUAUAUAUUUACAUGGUGGUUUGAUUUUGAUGCCCUUUCAAAAACUGCACUUGAUCAUAUUUCUUUGGAUACAAUAAUUAUAUCUUCUGAAAAUUAUUCGACAUUUAAUACUGUUUCCACAGAUCAAUUAUUACCAUUAGAACAUCAAACAAAACAAAAUUUAACAACAACUGCCGAAAAUGAUCAAGAUAAAAUGUUAUUUAAAUUACUCUGGAAAAAAGCAAUUUAUCGUAAUUUUGCUAUCAAUCAUUGUGGCUUUUCAACAACGAUGGAUAUUGGCUAUGGCAACUGCACUCCAUAUUGCUAUCAGAAUGCAACAUCGAUACAAUUGUGCAUGUGUUCCACAGAUUUUUGUAGUGAUACGUAUUCAAGUUGUCAAGCAUCGGUCAAUCAAGCACGUUCUUCGCCUCCACCAUCAAUGCCUGUUCUUCAACCAACAUUAUCUAAUAUAAUAACCUGUCAAGAUGCGUAUGUCAAUUUGUCGGCUGCGCUGAAUAUCAUCCCUCCAAUGUAUAUGGGCUGUAACUGGUUCAUGAAUUUUGGUGAUGCAGAUUUUUAUAAAUGUUCCUCCUGUAGCCCUAAUUAUACUCUCAUAUGUGGUGUUUGGUACGAUCCAAUACAGGGCAGUUUUCAACAAAUGGGCAUGAUUGAAGGUGCAUAUGAAUUUCUGAUGGAGGCGAUGAUUGAAAAUGCAGCAUUAAGUGAUAACAGUAGCUCUGAUGUUUAUCUAUAUCAAACUUCCACAAGUAUUGCGACAUUCUGGUAUGUUAGCUCCGAAUAA
Adineta steineri is the source of this 843-nucleotide messenger RNA. The record is from the annotation of a GenBank genome assembly. NCBI's taxonomy places the organism in Eukaryota, Metazoa, Rotifera, Eurotatoria, Adinetida, Adinetidae.